Messenger RNA from Brenthis ino (lesser marbled fritillary), 384 nucleotides. NCBI's taxonomy places the organism in Eukaryota, Metazoa, Arthropoda, Insecta, Lepidoptera, Nymphalidae. The record is from the annotation of a GenBank genome assembly.
AUGUGCGCCGUAGCUUACUGGCGUUGGACAGUGAAUAAUCGCUAUUAUGUUACAUUCGUCGCGAGUAAAUGCAAAGUUGCUCCGCUUAAAUAUCAGUCAAUACCUCGCAUGGAAUUACAAGCUGCGUUGCUUGCUGUGAGAUUAGCAGAUACUUUAUGUAAAGAACUUAAACAUAAACCUUACGAAAGAUAUUUUUGGUGUGACUCAAGUGUUGUACUUCAUUGGAUUCGAAACAAUAUGCGCAAUUAUACAGCGUUUGUCGCUCAUCGCUUAGGAGAAAUAGAUGAAUUGUCAAAACCAAACGAGUGGCGUUACAUACCUACGAAACUUAAUAGCGCGGAUAUCGCCACCAAGGAGACUUGUGAUUUAUCUGUGUUAAAAGAA